Molecule: messenger RNA, 1182 nt
Organism: Lactuca virosa
Lineage: Eukaryota; Viridiplantae; Streptophyta; Magnoliopsida; Asterales; Asteraceae
Source: the annotation of a GenBank genome assembly
AUGCCCGUUUUUAGCUCUGGCCCCCGGUUCGUCAUCUCCUUCAAGCAACGACGUGCAGUCUCCUUCCAAGCUUCAGUUCACGACUUUAGCUCCUCCCGUCACGAACUCCUUUCGUCGACACUAAUUGAGUUAUCCAGCGAAGACGACUCCGACUCCUCCCCUGCAACCGCCGUUAGCCAUCGUCUCCGACUUCUCCCAUCGAAAUUUGUUUUGACACCGGAUCUAAAUGGCAGAUCUAAUGGAAUUCAGGAUGAUCCAUCUUCUACAUCCAUUAAUGAUAAGACAAUAGGAAAGGAGAAGGGUAAAGAUGGGAAAGAUAAAGCAGAAACACAAACACAAAGACAAGUGGAGUUCAGAUUGACGCACAUAAGCUGUUUGAUGAAAAUCCUCAAAGAUUUCAUUGUUGUUCUUGGCUUAAGAACAGGGGUUUUUUUGGACCUUCAACCAUUUUCAUGUUCUGUGCAUUUCAUCAAAUCUCUUUUACAUACUCUGUCUUCACCUCACCUUUGUUCAGAAAAAGAUUUGAUCUCAAAAGAAGCUUAUACAUAUCGGAAAUCACAUGCUUUCUGUUCACUAUAGGAUGGUUUGUAGAAUUUGUCAAUAAAAGAGUUGUUAAAUUAUCUUGUUUAUACCAUAUAUGGAUCCUAGUAGUGAAUGGUAUUACAAGACAUAUUUAGAUGUAGGUGAAUUUGGGUUUGGUUGAUAUGUUGUAACACUUGUGAAUUUACAUCAGUGGCUAUGAGUUUACUUAUAUUAUUUGGAUUAAAGUUAGAUUUAUUAAUAUUUGAACAUUUUUCUUAAUAAUUAAUGGUCCCCGAUUAAUCCCCGCCUAGCCGAUUAAUCCCUUGACCCCAGUCCACCGCCGAGCUACCGUCGAGCGAUUUCUGCAACCUUGCUUUUUUUUGCACUCAGAUCGUCCCUAUGGUUUGAUUUUGUUGCGUUUUUUGUCCCUAUGGUUUUAUCAAAAUUGCACAUUUGGUCCCUAACUUUUUUUUUGGACUCGGACCGUCCCUGUGGUUUGAUUUUGUCGCGUUUUUUGUCCCUAUGGUUUGGUCAAAAUUGCACGUUUGGUCCCUAACUUUAUGUAUGCUAAUGUAAGGGACGAAAAACGCAACAAAAUCAAACCACAGGGACCAAAAGUGCAAUUUUGACCAAACCAUAGGGACGAUUUCAGUAAUUUAC